AUGCUGCGGGUGCUGGCGACGCUGGCAUUGGUGCUUGUCGCUGUGCGCGCUGCAAGCUCCGCGGGCGAAGAGAUCGAUGACCAGGUGAAAGCUUGGCUCGAAAACUACAUGGAAGACGGCGAGACGCGGCUCUUUCCGAACGAUAUAAAGAGCGUGUGGGGCAGCACUAUCGGUAGUAGCCUAACUGCAAACUGGAAGGCUCUGCCCAUUGUGUGUGAUGGCAAACCGUCCAUCCAGACCAAGUCUAGCGCGCUCACGCCCAAUGGCGGCUGCCCAGAUGUCUACACGAACGUCGGAGUGAGCUGUACAUGUCUCGAGGGCUACGACAAUUCAACUGAAUGGGAAUUUUACAUCCAGUCGCGGUCGGAAUUGACCGACCAGCCUCUCACACUCGCGUUCGGCGCCACACUGGGUCUCACAUCACUCGUAACUAUCGUCGCUCCUGACGACCUGACGUCCAUCAAAAUCGUCGGAGUUGGAGAGGACGCGGUUACGCUUAAUGUCACGGCGGAAGCUACUGGAUGGGACAAUUACGAUACGUCCAAUCCGUCCCUUCUUGAGGUGGGCACUACGUCAGCAUUGGAGAAAAUUACGAUGGAGAAUGUGGACUUGUACUCUGCUCUGGACGCCUCGACGGACUACAUUCCUCUUGCGAUCCAAAAUCUGACUCUCCGCUACACGAAUAUUAGUCAGGUGACAGCGACAUUUUUACAGGGCUUCGCUAGUCUUGAGUACCUGGAUCUAUCACACAACAAGCUGUUCGGCACGUACUCUCGUAUCUCGUCGCAAAUGUGCACAGCCAACCCAUGCCCACUCAAGUCUAUCAACGUGAGCAACAACGCGUUGACACAGAUCCCGUACCGCAUGUUCUAUCUCAACCAGCUCAAGAGCUUGUAUCUGGAGAACAAUGCUAUCCAGAACUGGACCAUCUCGAGUGAAUUGUACGAGAACAUUGCGGGACUCACGAAUUUUAACAUGGAUCCACCCAAUGACGCGUACACAUGUGACAACGGCACGUGGAAGGCUGCACAUGGCAUUGAUUUCUGUGUACUGGACAGCACGACAGCCUCGACGUCGUCGGAUUCUUCGUCCAGUAGCAACAGCUAUCUCAUCUACGUGAUCGUAGCGGCCUGUGUGGUGGUCUGUGUCUUGAUCUUUGUGUUCAUCCGACAACGUCGUGCACACAACUGCCGCAAAGAGCGCGAUGAGUCGGUAUUUGACCACACGUUGUCGUUUGAUUCGCACUUCACGGCUAACACCAACAUCAUCAACGAUCCACUUAUCAUCGCGCAUCGUAUUCCGUUCAAGGACGUCAAAGUGGCCAAUUGUAUCAACAAAGGAGGCUUCGGACUCGUGUACAGUGGUGUGUACAACCGUCGUCGUGUGGCUAUCAAGCGCAUUAGAACGGAUUUAUGCCAAGAUAUGAAGCACGUGGAGGCUUUUAUGAAGGAAGUUUGCCUCAUUUCGACACUGGAGCACCCUCGAAUUGUCGAGUUUAUCGGUGUGGCGUGGGAUACACUACGCAAUCUGAGCGCUGUGACGGAGUACAUGGAGCGUGGGGACUUACGUGAGGUUCUACGCAGCUUCCAGCUCCGUAAUACUCCGCUGACGUGGGAAGCACACAAGUUUCGCAUUACUCAGCAUAUUGCAGAGGCUUUGACGUAUCUGCACUCGUUGGAUCCAAAGCUGAUCCACCGCGACCUCAAGUCCAAGAACGUACUGCUGAACACUGAGAUGGAGGCCAAACUGAGUGACUUCGGUGUGUCUCGUGAACGCCACGCCAUGGAGACGCACAUGACGGCAGGUAUCGGAACGUCUUUCUGGAUUGCUCCGGAGGUUCUACUGGGUAAAGACUACGACGAACGUGCCGAUAUUUUCUCCUUGGGUAUUGUCAUUUCAGAGAUUGACACUGAAGAUUACCCAUACUGGAACGCGAAGAACCCGCCUCAAGGAGGGAAGGUGGAGGAGACGGCGAUUCUUCGCAUGGUCGCUGCAGGAGAACUCAUCCCGGACUUUACGGAGAACUGUCCCACGGCGGUGCUGGAGCUGGCAAAGGCUUGUCUGUCUCUUAACCCAGAUGACCGUCCGUCAGCUACAGAAGUAGUCUACGCUGUCCAGCAGAUCAUGAGUCGUUCUUCUGUGAGUUAUGGAGGUGGUGCUAGCAUGGAUUGGUCGUCAUCUUCGUCUCAACACAUGUCGAUAUAACCAGCCUGGUCUACAGUAGUUAGAAGUUUUGGGGGAGCUAGCAUAAGGUAUAAUGUCAAUAGUGUUUGAACGUGUCGA
Phytophthora infestans T30-4 is the source of this 2283-nucleotide messenger RNA. RefSeq names its product protein kinase, putative. Gene Ontology annotation, molecular function: ATP binding; protein kinase activity; protein binding. Bases 1 to 2205 code for a protein of 734 amino acids. Gene Ontology annotation, biological process: protein phosphorylation. The record is from RefSeq and is a predicted model, not a curated record. NCBI's taxonomy places the organism in Eukaryota, Oomycota, Peronosporomycetes, Peronosporales, Peronosporaceae. The transcript is spliced from 3 exons.